Molecule: messenger RNA, 3249 nt
Organism: Ostertagia ostertagi
Lineage: Eukaryota; Metazoa; Nematoda; Chromadorea; Rhabditida; Trichostrongylidae
Source: the annotation of a GenBank genome assembly
AUGCCUCGGCUGCUAACCUCACUAGGCGGAUUUAUCGUAGCCAUCGUAGCCGUGAAGGCUUUAGUUGUAGCUGCUGCCAUUAGUGAAGAAGACGGCUUCAUCACAGAGGAAUUAAUCGACACUCAACAGCUAGAAUCAGUACCACUAACCGCAGAGAAUGCAAUUAGUGAAACUACCCCAUGUUGUAGGAAUCCCGCCUUAGAGAAUGCCAAUUACCUUUAUGUUUCGACUAUGGAUGGCCGGCUUCAUGCACUUGAUGCUGUUAACGGUGGCAGAGUAGUAUGGGUGGCUGAUUUUGAUGCUGAAGCGCUGCUCUGUGGAACGCUUGGCAAAGUACAGCCAAUGAAAGUUGAUGGGCGCCUGUUCAACCUUAUCCCUGCUCUAGACGGUACGCUCUACAUGUAUUCACGUGAUGAUCACCUUCUGGAGCCAAUACCUCUGAACACGGAUCUCCUUCUUCAGGCGUCGAUUCGUGUCGGUCAUGAUGCAGUGGCUGGAGGGCGUACAAUAUCUACUACGGGAGUUGAUCCUUUGACAGGAGAGGUGCGUUACCACUGUUCAUCUUCACAUUGUGAUUCCGUUGUGACUGAGCCUGUUACAUCCACCCUUGUCUUUCGUCGAAGUACUAGUAAGGUCCGUGCUGUUGAUGCGUUAAGUGGUCACGAAAGGUGGAACUUGUCUGUGUCAGAGUACGAUGCAACGCUGGUCACUGUGAAUCGCGGCGAACUUUAUCCUAGAGGUGCUAGAAUUCGUUAUCUCGUGCAGCCGCCGGAUGGAAUUGUCACGGCCUAUGAUAACUGCGGUAACGAAUUAUGGUCUCGCCAACUCGGUAGCCAUAUAGCGCAUACUUGGAAGUUAGAAGGCGGCGAGCUGAGUGAGGUUUCUCUUUUUAACACAGAGAAUAUUCACACGUUGUCCAUAACUGAUGGGCAGCCAGGAUCUUCAGCGAGCACGACUCCUAGUUCGGAGUCAUUGUUUUAUCUAGGUACCGUAGGCGAUGAACCAUUCAUCAUGCAUUCCACUCAUGUUAAGAAAGAAAUGAUUAGAAUUGCGAAAAAUAUGGAUUAUAGCGAACCAAAUCCAUCUUCAGCGAGUGGCCAGCUCACUCGAUCUGGCACCACGUAUUUGAUUGAAAAGGGCACUGUAGAUGAUCUCCUAUCGGCGUCGUAUAAGCGCUCAUUCACUGCUCAACAAGCGAAGAAAAACAAUAAGCAAGUUGCUAUCCGUGAUUCACGUGGGCUUCAGGUAGUUGCAACAGAAGAAGGAAGAAGUACUUAUGCAGUGUCGUGUCCCAAUAAUGAAGGAACGGCUCUGAUUGGAGAAAAGGAUAUUAGGAGUGCGGCAUUUGAUGAUCCAGAAAACGGCAACCAGGGAUGGUUCGUGCUACGCCCUUCUGGGAAGACGAAGAAGCGAACAGCAUUUUUCGAGGGUCUCUUGGACCCAAACCAAUGUCCAGCCAAUUUAGUUGAGCGCAUGAGUAGGACGCUCAGAGUCGAUAAUAUGGUCUCUGGAUGGUGGAGAGUUGUGGCACUUGCUAUGCUUGGCCUUGUUGGGUCGGCGACAGUGAUAUUGCAUGCUCUCGUAGGUCGCCGAAGAAGACGCCAAGGCGCCUUGACUGAUUCUCCCUCAAGCUCCGAUGUGUCUUCUAUGAAUGCCAUGAAAAAGACGAAGAGAGCGGAAACUCGUUCGACAUCGGCCGGACCAUCAGUCGGCACUUCAACUUUGUCAAUUGCUCCAUCUCCAGCUGAUCAAGUCACUCGGCAGCGCAGGACAACUUCUAGUCGUGAAAGCGGCUGUGAACCUUUCCAUAGCAAGUUUCUUCAAGACUUUGAGCCAGUAAAGUUGCUUGGGCACGGAGGCUUUGGUGUGGUUUUCGAGGCAAGAAACCGCCUUGAUGAAUGUCCUUAUGCCGUGAAACGAAUAGCGGUUGCGAAUAACGAGCGCGCCAUCCAGCGAGUUUUGCGUGAAGUGCGGGCUAUGGCAAAAUUAGACCAUCCUGGUAUAAUCCGCUAUUACCACACAUGGAUCGAAAGGCCUCCUGAUGGUUGGCAGGUGAUUUUUUUUGAUCUGGAUGAUUGUUUGUAUCUCAAGAGGAUUGCUCAAAGCUAUCACAUUAAGGAAGAGGAAGACUGUCUCAUGCUGAAGGGCAUGCAGUUGCGCUUCAAACGCAAGGUGGAGGAGGACGAGUCGAUGCCCAUUGAAAGCUCUUCGUCAUCAGCGAUUGUUCCUCAUCCUGUGUCAGAAAGCAGCCUUCACCCAUCGUUGAAUGAUAUCGUGGCUCCAGCCCUCAACGGGCAUAGUGACGACGGCUCAUGGCUUGACGAUGUUACCGAAAGUAAGGCGGAAAUGGAUGAGUCCUCAUCAGACAGCGAAGAUCAGGUUGCGAGAGGUGACAAUAAUGUGGCUGCAGAAGAGUCCGAAAGCAUCAUAUUCGGAGCUGAGGAAGCUGGUGAUUGCAACGAGCUGGCCGCUAAAAACUCCGAUGAGCUUUCGAAAAUUGGCAAAAAGAUGGUGCUGGUAACGUCUACCGAUGAAGAUCUGAUGCCAAGUGCAAAUACCAGCAAUUUUGUCUAUAUCUAUAUCCAGAUGCAGUUAUGUCAAGAGCAGACACUUCAUGCUUGGUUGUCUAAGCAUCGGUCGUGGGAGGAUCGGCCCUUGGAUAAAAUGAAAGUGUGGAUGGCUCAGUUGUGCAGUGCAGUGAGCUAUAUCCAUCAACAAGGCCUCAUUCAUCGCGAUAUCAAGCCACAGAACAUAUUCUUCGCUUCUGACCAAGCGUUAAAAGUAGGCGACUUGGGACUGGUUACCAGAUGUGUGCCGGCUGAGGACCAACCAAUUGAAAAGAAUGUUUCUCAGUCAGCCCUCCAUACUGAUAACGUAGGCACAAGAGGGUACAUGAGCCCUGAGCAGUUGGCUAAUAAGCCAUACACAUUCAAAGUGGACGUAUUCUCUAUGGGACUGAUCUAUUGUGAACUUGUGAUUCCUUUUCAAACGCUUAUGGAACGUAGCCUCACUCUCAGCGAUCUGCAACAUGGCCGCAUGCCAGAUGCGCUGAAAGGAAUGAAGGAAGAAGAGGUCGAUUUCAUCGUUUGGUUGACCAGCAUGGAUCCGGAAAAACGUCCAACGUGUGAUGAAAUUCUGGAUUCGGAUUAUAUGGCCGGCGUUGAAACGCGUAUGUUGAUGGGUAAUCGUACACCAGGUACAAGACGGCGUAUAAAAAGCGAAGCUGCUUUGCUGGAUGGGUCAGCUUGA